AUGCAACUUUUGGACAAAGCUCAGUUGGAUGCCAUUCCUGUUCUCGUGCUAGGAAAUAAGAAAGAUUUGCCGGGCGCAUUGGAUGAACGACAGCUUAUUGAACGCAUGAAUCUGUCUGCCAUACAAAAUCGCGAAAUCUGCUGUUAUUCAAUUUCUUGUAAGGAAAAGGAGAAUAUAGAUAUUACGCUUCAAUGGCUGAUUCAGCAUUCGAAAAGUCAACGCUAG
Messenger RNA from Cylicostephanus goldi, 225 nucleotides. Lineage: Eukaryota; Metazoa; Nematoda; Chromadorea; Rhabditida; Strongylidae. The record is from the annotation of a GenBank genome assembly.